UAAAUGUGCCUUCCGUUCCCCUAAAAAAUUCUUUAUUCUUUAUUCUCUUUCUACAAUAAUGAAAUUCUUCAAGAGUGUACAUACUUUUAAUUACGAGUGGAACUUGGUUUCUGCUGCUCAAUGGCAAAAGUAUCCUAAUGAACACUGUCCUCAUGUGCAGCAUGUGGAUGUACUUGACCGUAAAGUGGACCCUGAGACAGGUGUAUUGACUACGGAAAGAUUAAUUACCGUUAAACAAAAUAUGCCUCGAUUAAUGUUGAAGUUAAUGGGAGCUGAUGAAACACAAUACGUCAGAGAAGUGUCGACUAUCGACCCACAUGCAAAGACAUUUACGCUUACAAGUCAAAACUUGUCAUUGUGUAAUAUUAUGAAAUGUACUGAAGAAAUAUCCUAUACCGUUUCACCUGAAAAUCCAGAAAAAACGCAAUUUACGCAACAAGCAACCAUGUCCGUUGGUAGCUUUUUGUCUCGUUGGGAAAGUACAAUUGAAGACUUUUCGAUAAAACGGUUUCAACAGAAUGCUUUGGUGGGUCGACAAGGAUUUGUGGAAGUCCUUGAGCGAUUCGUAGUGAUGGCUGAAGCAGCUAAGCAAUCAUAGAUUAUAACUCUUUUAACUGAAACAAAAAUAUCAGGUGUACGCAUAGAUUCACCCGCACCUUUCUAUAACCCCCUCCCCCUCCCCCCUCCAUCUUUAAUACAUCAUAAUGUAAUGAUCAUUACAAAUAAACAUCAUAUUUUUCCUCUUG
This is a messenger RNA of Mucor mucedo, 746 nucleotides long. RefSeq names its product PRELI-like family-domain-containing protein. Gene Ontology annotation, cellular component: mitochondrial intermembrane space. NCBI's taxonomy places the organism in Eukaryota, Fungi, Mucoromycota, Mucoromycetes, Mucorales, Mucoraceae. The record is from RefSeq and is a predicted model, not a curated record. The transcript is spliced from 3 exons. Gene Ontology annotation, molecular function: phosphatidic acid transfer activity. The coding region runs from base 59 to 598 and encodes 179 amino acids. Gene Ontology annotation, biological process: phospholipid transport.